This is a messenger RNA of Castor canadensis (American beaver), 1415 nucleotides long. It is a transcript of the gene Fgf10, whose product is annotated as fibroblast growth factor 10. NCBI's taxonomy places the organism in Eukaryota, Metazoa, Chordata, Mammalia, Rodentia, Castoridae. Gene Ontology annotation, molecular function: growth factor activity. The record is from RefSeq and is a predicted model, not a curated record.
ACCCACGUCCACCAUUCACCCGGAGACUGGAGAGGCGAAGGCAGUGGACCGAAGAACGGAGUGAGGAGAGGCAGCCGGCCCUUCCGAGGAGUUAUGGAUGUUGGUGCAUUCACUUCUAGCCAGAUCCGCGCCCAGAGGGAGCUAACCAGCAGCCACCACCUCCAGCUGUCUCUUUGCCUUGCACCAGGUCUUACCCUUCCAGUAUGUUCCUUCUGAUGAGACAAUUUCCAGUGCCGAGAGUUUCAGUACAAUGUGGAAAUGGAUACUGACACAUUGUGCCUCAGCCUUUCCCCACCUGCCCGGCUGCUGCUGCUGCUUCUUGUUGCUGUUCUUGGUGUCUUCCAUCCCUGUCACCUGCCAAGCCCUUGGUCAGGACAUGGUGUCACCGGAGGCCACCAACAUUUCCUCUUCCUCUUCCUCUUCCUUCUCCUCUCCUUCCAGUGCGGGGAGGCAUGUGCGGAGCUACAAUCACCUCCAAGGAGACGUCCGCUGGAGAAAGCUAUUCUCUUUCACCAAGUACUUUCUCAAGAUUGAGAAGAACGGGAAGGUCAGCGGUACCAAGAAGGAGAACUGCCCGUACAGUAUCUUGGAGAUAACAUCAGUGGAAAUUGGAGUUGUUGCUGUCAAAGCCAUUAACAGCAACUAUUACUUAGCCAUGAACAAGAAGGGGAAACUCUAUGGCUCAAAAGAAUUUAACAAUGACUGUAAGCUGAAGGAGAGGAUAGAGGAAAAUGGAUACAAUACCUAUGCAUCCUUUAAUUGGCAGCACAAUGGCAGGCAAAUGUAUGUGGCACUGAAUGGAAAAGGAGCUCCCAGAAGAGGACAGAAAACACGAAGGAAAAACACUUCAGCUCACUUUCUUCCAAUGGUGGUCCACUCCUAGAGGAAGGCAAUGUUUGUGGAUGCAGUAGAAACAAAGGCUCUUUGGCCAGAAAAUAUUCGCUAUUCCUCAUGAAGACAGUAGCACAAAAGGCAAAGACACGUUGCAGAUGUCUACUUGCUUUGGAGAUUUUUGUACUCACUGCUGACAUAUGAUGUUCUUUUCAUUAGCUCUGUCAUGCCUUAUAACCAAGAUAUAGGCAGAUCGAAUUGGAUGGAAGUUAUUCCCAAGCAAACCACAUUGUGGAGGGUUUUUUGUUGUUGUUGCUGUUAAACUUUUUGCUUUUGAACCUCUGAGAUAGAACAUGGAACAAUCUGCUGAAUGAUCUUCAGGAAAGUUAUUUAUGGAAUAUGGACUCCUAUCAAAGACUUUCUUUGCUCAUUCAAGCCUAAUGAUUCAAUGAGCAGUAAGACACACAAGCAUUUACUAGAAAGCACUUGGGUCAUAUCAUCUGCACAACCAAAGAAGGUUUGGGUGUGGCACGGUGGAAGAAUUGGAUAGGAUUUAAAAAUAUAAACAUGUUAGUGUGAAACUG